UCCUUGGAGCCCGUGCUGCGGGACCCCUGCUACCUAAUCAACGAGGGCAUUUGCAACCGCAACAUCGACCAGACCAUGCUUUCCAUUCUGCUCUUCUUCCACAGUGCAUCCGGAGCCAGCGUGGUGGCCCUAGACAACAAGAUUGAGCAGGCCAUGGAUCUAGUGAAGAAUCAUCUGAUGUACGCUGUGAGAGAGGAGGUGGAGAUCCUAAAGGAGCAGAUCCGUGAGCUGGUAGAGAAGAACUCCCAGCUGGAGCGUGAGAAUACCCUCCUGAAGACCCUGGCAAGCCCGGAGCAGCUGGAAAAGUUCCAGUCCCGGCUGAGCCCUGAAGAGCCAGCACCUGAAGCCCCAGAAACCCCAGAAGCCCCUGGUGGCUCUGCAGUGUAAGUGGCUCUGUCCUCAGGGUGGGCAGAGCCACAACUUGUUCUUUCUAGUUCUUUCCAGUUUGUUUUUUGGCUCCCCAAGCGUCAUCUCAUGUGGAGAACUUUACACCUAACAUAGCUGGUGCCAAGAGAUGUACCAAGGACAUGGCCAUCUGGGUCCACUCCAGUGACAGACCCCUGACAGAGAGCAGGUCUCUGGAAACUGAGUUGCAUGGGUCUAGUAGC
Molecule: messenger RNA, 608 nt
Organism: Cricetulus griseus (Chinese hamster)
Lineage: Eukaryota; Metazoa; Chordata; Mammalia; Rodentia; Cricetidae
Source: RefSeq, a predicted model, not a curated record